UACCUUACAUUAAAAAACUUUUCUGCAGAAUUAUCUGCUUGUGUGUUGUCAUUUUUGUUUAGACUAACAAAUGCUUUGUUCGUUCUAUUUACAACAGCUUUUAUGUUGCAUCCCUAAAGGAGCUUACAUUUUACCAUUAAAAUUUUAGAAAUAAGGGCAAUAAAGCCUGGAUUUGUUUGAAAAAACGAUUGUUCAAUUUUUUUUUUUUAGAUUUAGAAAAUUAAUGUGUCUUAUUCUACCAGGUGUUAACUUUUUUCGUCGAAAUUUAUCAUCAAUCAAUGGACUAAAAGUUCUUUUUUUUGGAACUGACGACUUUGGCGUUUCAAUAUUAGAUGCGUUAAACAAGUUAAGGACAACAUCAAGUAAAAUUGUUCAAUUGGAUGUGGUUGCUAGCACAAGGGUACAACUUGUCAAUAGACAAAAUAAAGUAAUACUUCCACCAGUACUACAGUAUGCUGAAGAUCAUCAACUGCGUGAUAUAUGUUGGAAAACAGCAAAAGUUGAGCGAAGUUUUGAUGAUUUCUAUGAUCUAGCAGUGGUUGCAUCAUUUGGUGAUUUUAUCCCAUCGUCCUUCAUCUCCAUGUUUUCAAGAGGAGCUAUAAAUAUCCAUCCUUCUUUGCUACCACGAUGGAGAGGUCCAGCCCCACUUGUACACACCUUGUUAGCAGCAGAUGAACAGACUGGCGUUUCAGUGAUUGAACUUUCAAAGAAAAAGUUCGAUGUUGGAAGAAUUCUACAUCAAGAAAAAAUUCAGGUACCUAAUCAAUGCACAUAUGAACAGCUGUUUACUUGCUUAUCCAAACUGUCAGCUGACUUAAUACCUUAUGUUGUGGAUAAUCUUGAUGAUUUAUUAAAGAAUGCAACGGAACAGAACGAAGCCUUCGCUACGCACGCUCCGAAAGUUGACAAAAAAUCUGGUCGUAUAAAUUUCAAAUGUCAUAAAUGUGCAGAUACUGAUAGGAUGCAAAGAGCUUUGCCGAAAAAGCUUGGUCUGAGCUCAUAUUGGAACGGUAUGCAAAUUAAAAUCGGUAAUAUCAUCAGGAUGGAUGCUCAAACUGACAACGAUUCAGUUGUAACCGGUACUUGCAGAUAUGACAAAAAGUCAAAUUCACUUGCUCUCAAGAUGAAGGAUGGCUGGAUAUACUUUGAGUCAGUUAAAGUUCAAAACAGGAAAAAAAUUUCAGCCAGAAGUUUUUAUAAUGGUUAUAUCGUGAACAAAAACACUCGUGAUGAAAACGAAAUCAAAUUUGAAAAUUUUCAAACUGACUAAAAGGGGGGAAAAUGCAGUAAUUUAUAUGAAUUGGCUUUUUCGUAUUACUUUUGGCGCGUGUGCUUAUUUUUAUUUAUUUACGCAAAAAAGUUCGUUUGUGCGCAAAAUUUGUUACAAAACUUACUUUUUGGGUGAGAAUUAUUACGUAGGAAAAGAAAAAAAUCUUUUUGUGAAAGGACGCUAUAAAACGUAUAUCUACAAUAUCUUGUGUCUAAAUCCCUGAAUUCUUUGCUAUUCUUUUUAUUAUUUCAGGGAAUUUAAAUUUGCGAGAAAAUAAAUACAUUCAAUGAUUUGUACAAAUAAAGUAAACAAAUUAUUUAUGUGUCAAGAAAGAAGAAAAAGUACAGUUUUAUACAUUUAUCAGUUUUUCUAUUCUGAGCGUAUAUAACUAACAACAUAAAUUUUCUUUUACCCAGCAUAUCAUAUAUACAUAUAAAAACAGCUUUAAAGUUUCCCAACAUAAAUAUACAUAUAGCAUCUAAUAAAAAAUAAAUAUUUACAUUUGUAAAAAAUAUGUUCAAUUUUUAAAUAUGUGAUAAAAUUCACAUAUGUGUGACAAGCUCAUUUAAAAUUGCUGGAUAAUUUUGGUCCACUUGAAUAGCAGGAAAUUCUAUCGUUCUUUCUCCCUUCCCGAUCCUAACAAUAGCGAAAUUCUGCGAUGCUGACUUUUCUUUUCCAGGUUUUUGAUGUAAGGAUAAUUCUGGAAAUAGUUUGUCAGCCAAAGCGUCGACUAUACAUGGAUCAUCGUUUUUAUCUCUAGCUGGCGGUGGUGGUAUUCGCUCCAAGUGGUUCUUUUUCGGUCUAAACGCAAAUAAAUUUUUCUUAUUUUGACGUUUUUUAGUAAGAUUUCAACGAAAACAGUAAAAUAAACGAUAAAUUCGUCAUUCUAGUCAAACUUUCUCCACACCUGUAUGUAUUCAAGUACUAAGGUGCUUAUAAACAGGUUUCUUACAAACAUACAAAAACAAAUCAACAAACAUGUGUUGAUUAAGUGCGACGUACCUCCCUCUACGAACAAUUAAUCUUUCAUCAACUUUAUUUUCAAGACUAUCAAAUAAACUAAACAAAAGUUCGGUGUUUGGUGCAGAUUUCAUCUCCCAUUUCUUCUUAUGGCGUGGGGAAUGUCCAGGAGAUUGUUUUCUUUCAUCAGGCGGCGUUACAGGGCGGAUAUUUAACACCUCUUGAUUGCUAUUGCUUUCCUCUGAUGAGAAAAGCGGUGGAAGUACUGAGUAGUGAUUUCCAGCCAAUGAACUUGUGUGAACAGAUUUUGGUUCUUUCCAAAAGGAUUCGGGUAAUGCUCUUAAUUUCAUAGGAAGUGGACCUAAAAUGUGUUUAGAAAUUACGAUUAAUUUACGUUUUUUAUAAGCAACUGUAUAUGUCCGUUUUAGCUUUAAAUUUUCUAAGCGUGUAUUCAAAUUUCACAAAAUUUCUGACCACUUGUUCUAUGUUAUUACUUCUUAGAACAAACUUUUCAUUUUUUUUAAGAAACUACUUUGCAGGCUUGCUCGUCAGAUUACAUUUUUUUAUGCGCAACUAAGAAAUUUAGUCAGAUUUCACGUUGUUUAUUUUGAAACAAUAUCUGACAUUUGGUUACUUAAUUCUAUUCAAAUAAUUUUCCUAAUUUAUGUAGGAAGAAAAAGAAAAAAAGAGGUCUUAUUUUUAUUAAAGGAAGUUAAAAAUAAAGUGUGCUGCAAAGAAGUUAUCGUAGUUUUUUUUUCUUGGAGUUUUAUUUUUCUUUAAAAGCCUGACUCUUUCUAUUUUGUGUUACUUGUGCAUAUACGUACGCAAAAAUGGGCAAAAGUGCGUAGCUACGAAUAUACACUACGUAAAAAAGAGGAAUCUGUAGCGAAAAUUUUAUAGGUUUGAAAAGCUUCUGACUUACCUCUUGUGCUUCUGAUUUUUUCUCCUCCCAGAAGUGGAUCGCUUAAUUUCUUUAAAAGUUUAUCAUUUUUUUUUAAGUUUUUCCCUUUCGAACCUAACGGUUUUAAUUUUUCUGGUAAGGGAAGAAGUGGUUCUAAGUUCUGUGGUUUUCUAUGUAAUACAGGUUGUGUGAUUGGUUGAGAGUUUAAUAUCCUCUUUCUUCUCCAUUGUCUUGCUUGCUCUCUGCUAAAAGUUGUUACUUUCCCGCUAUUUUCUUCAGAAACUUUUCCAGAUUUGCUUUCAUUCUUUUGUGGUACAUGCUGCGAACUAUCUGACAGAUUUUCAAUCGGUACAAACUUUUCUAUAUUGCUGUCGAUGCAGUUAUUGUCUAAUUUUUCGGAAAGUUCUCCAAAGUUUUCAUUGCUUAGAUCAAGUUCUAACUCGUAAUCAAAAUCAAGCGUCUCUUCAUCUGGCAACACAUCUGAAGCGUCCGCCACCAGA
Messenger RNA from Hydractinia symbiolongicarpus, 3631 nucleotides. Its product is annotated as methionyl-tRNA formyltransferase, mitochondrial-like. Gene Ontology annotation, biological process: conversion of methionyl-tRNA to N-formyl-methionyl-tRNA; biosynthetic process. Gene Ontology annotation, molecular function: methionyl-tRNA formyltransferase activity. The record is from RefSeq and is a predicted model, not a curated record. Lineage: Eukaryota; Metazoa; Cnidaria; Hydrozoa; Anthoathecata; Hydractiniidae. Bases 224 to 1270 code for a protein of 348 amino acids. The transcript is spliced from 12 exons. Gene Ontology annotation, cellular component: mitochondrion.